Messenger RNA from Knipowitschia caucasica, 2529 nucleotides. NCBI's taxonomy places the organism in Eukaryota, Metazoa, Chordata, Actinopteri, Gobiiformes, Gobiidae. The record is from the annotation of a GenBank genome assembly.
AUGUUUGUGGAGUUCACAAACACACGUUGGUUUGAGUUCAUGAGGACCAAAGCAGCAGGGGAAGCGAUCACCAGGUCAGAGUCAUCAGGUCAGAGUCAUCAGGACAGAGUCAUCAGGACAGAGUCAUCAGGACAGAGUCAUCAGGACAGAGUCAUCAGGACAGAGUCAUCAGGACAGAGUCACCAGGUCAGAGUCAUCAGGACAGAGUCAUCAGGACAGAGUCAUCAGGACAGAGUCAUCAGGACAGAGUCAUCAGGUCAGAGUCAUCAGGUCAGAGUCAUCAGGACAGAGUCAUCAGGACAGAGUCAUCAGGACAGAGUCAUCAGGACAGAGUCAUCAGGACAGAGUCAUCAGGUCAGAGUCAUCAGGACAGAGUCAUCAGGACAGAGUCAUCAGGUCAGAGUCAUCAGGACAGAGUCAUCAGGUCAGAGUCAUCAGGUCAGAGUCAUCAGGACAGAGUCAUCAGGACAGAGUCAUCAGGACAGAGUCAUCAGGACAGAGUCAUCAGGUCAGAGUCAUCAGGUCAGAGUCAUCAGGUCAGAGUCAUCAGGACAGAGUCAUCAGGACAGAGUCAUCAGGACAGAGUCAUCAGGACAGAGUCAUCAGGACAGAGUCAUCAGGACAGAGUCAUCAGGACAGAGUCAUCAGGACAGAGUCAUCAGGUCAGAGUCAUCAGGACAGAGUCAUCAGGACAGAGUCAUCAGGACAGAGUCAUCAGGACAGAGUCAUCAGGACAGAGUCACCAGGUCAGAGUCAUCAGGACAGAGUCAUCAGGUCAGAGUCAUCAGGUCAGAGUCAUCAGGACAGAGUCAUCAGGACAGAGUCAUCAGGUCAGAGUCAUCAGGACAGAGUCAUCAGGACAGAGUCAUCAGGACAGAGUCAUCAGGACAGAGUCAUCAGGACAGAGUCAUCAGGUCAGAGUCAUCAGGACAGAGUCAUCAGGUCAGAGUCAUCAGGACAGAGUCAUCAGGACAGAGUCAUCAGGACAGAGUCACCAGGACAGAGUCAUCAGGUCAGAGUCAUCAGGACAGAGUCAUCAGGUCAGAGUCAUCAGGACAGAGUCAUCAGGACAGAGUCAUCAGGACAGAGUCAUCAGGACAGAGUCAUCAGGACAGAGUCAUCAGGUCAGAGUCAUCAGGUCAGAGUCAUCAGGACAGAGUCAUCAGGACAGAGUCAUCAGGACAGAGUCAUCAGGACAGAGUCAUCAGGUCAGAGUCAUCAGGACAGAGUCAUCAGGACAGAGUCAUCAGGACAGAGUCAUCAGGACAGAGUCAUCAGGUCAGAGUCAUCAGGUCAGAGUCAUCAGGUCAGAGUCAUCAGGACAGAGUCAUCAGGACAGAGUCAUCAGGUCAGAGUCAUCAGGACAGAGUCAUCAGGACAGAGUCACCAGGACAGAGUCAUCAGGACAGAGUCAUCAGGACAGAGUCAUCAGGUCAGAGUCAUCAGGACAGAGUCAUCAGGACAGAGUCAUCAGGACAGAGUCAUCAGGACAGAGUCAUCAGGUCAGAGUCAUCAGGACAGAGUCAUCAGGUCAGAGUCAUCAGGACAGAGUCAUCAGGACAGAGUCAUCAGGACAGAGUCAUCAGGACAGAGUCAUCAGGACAGAGUCAUCAGGUCAGAGUCAUCAGGACAGAGUCAUCAGGACAGAGUCAUCAGGACAGAGUCAUCAGGUCAGAGUCAUCAGGACAGAGUCAUCAGGUCAGAGUCAUCAGGACAGAGUCAUCAGGACAGAGUCAUCAGGACAGAGUCAUCAGGACAGAGUCAUCAGGUCAGAGUCAUCAGGACAGAGUCAUCAGGACAGAGUCAUCAGGACAGAGUCAUCAGGACAGAGUCAUCAGGUCAGAGUCAUCAGGACAGAGUCAUCAGGACAGAGUCAUCAGGAUAGAGUCAUCAGGACAGAGUCAUCAGGACAGAGUCAUCAGGACAGAGUCAUCAGGACAGAGUCAUCAGGUCAGAGUCAUCAGGACAGAGUCAUCAGGACAGAGUCAUCAGGACAGAGUCAUCAGGUCAGAGUCAUCAGGACAGAGUCAUCAGGACAGAGUCACCAGGUCAGAGUCAUCAGGACAGAGUCAUCAGGAUAGAGUCAUCAGGAUAGAGUCAUCAGGACAGAGUCAUCAGGACAGAGUCAUCAGGUCAGAGUCAUCAGGUCAGAGUCAUCAGGACAGAGUCAUCAGGACAGAGUCAUCAGGACAGAGUCAUCAGGACAGAGUCAUCAGGACAGAGUCAUCAGGACAGAGUCAUCAGGACAGAGUCAUCAGGUCAGAGUCAUCAGGUCAGAGUCAUCAGGACAGAGUCAUCAGGAUAGAGUCAUCAGGACAGAGUCAUCAGGACAGAGUCAUCAGAGUCAUCAGGACAGAGUCAUCAGGACAGAGUCAUCAGGACAGAGUCACCAGGACAGAGUCACCAGGACAGAGUCACCAGGUCAGAGUCAUCAGGACAGAGUCAUCAGGACAGAGUCAUCAGGUCCAGAUGAACGUGGGUCUGGGACCAGCUCCUGACAGGGGCCCUGGGAGCGGCCCCAGCUCCUGA